AUGGACCAAGAUGCAGAGGGCAAGGACAAAAGAGAGCCAUUGGCAUUGCUUGUUGACGUUUCUCCAAUCCAAUGGCGCAACAAGCAAGCUAUAGCUAGUAAUAGCCGCAGUUCAACCAAAGUUGAGAAGGUGGCUAGGAUUUCGGUCAGCUACAUUCUUCUUUGCGGUCAAGUUAUCCUGCUACUAACAGUGUUGCUUUUGCAAUGUUUGUAAGGAAUACACCAGACACAUCCGGAGAGAGCAACAGCUGCAUUCAGUGAGCAGCCACAGGAUAACGUCACGUCGUAUCAUAUCAUACCAGUUGAAUGCGUGAGUUAUACGGAACUAUAUGAAUAUAGGCCCCCGUCGCCAGUUGUCUUCUGCAGCCAUCUACUUGAGGAGUUCAUACCCUGUCAAGAUCCAGUGGACCAUGCACAGAACUCCACUGCCAUUCUGGAGAUGGGACAUGGUUGUUGGAAGUUUGGAGUGCAGGUACACAAAGAUGUGAAUCACACACCAGUCAUCUACGACAUUGAGUGUGCUGGACCCAGGGAGUUCCUGAGAGGGAAUGAGCCGUGCAUCAAAUACGCUGGCCACUAUUUCAUCACCACUCUGCUAUAUUCCUUCUUCCUGGGGUGCUUUGGAGUGGACCGGUUCUACACAGGCACAGCUGUGGGCAUGCUGCUGACCCUAGGAGGCCUGGGCAUCGGAGGCCUGAUGCCUAGUGACAACAGCAACUGGUGCACCUUCUACUGAGACCAGCAAGCAUGGGUUGAAGACCUUUUAAGGUGGGUUUACAUUGCAGAGAUGCAGGCCGAAUAUUUACCUUUGCUUAUUUGUGAAUUACAGUUUAGAGCAGUUUGACCACAUGUCGGAUGCCUUUCUAUCCGAUUCUCCUAGAGAAUCUUGACACCUGACAUUCUAUCACUUUGUUUGCACAUGCCACAGAUGACCAUUAAUCGCAGCAUAAUAACCAACGUGUCGGCCGUUAACGCAAUUUCCUCAGUCUUUUCUGUCACCAUGGGAAAACGAGAAGUAUGAGCAAAUGAUGUCUGGACCAGGGGCAUGGUUGAGUGGCUGGCAUGUUCAAAACCUUUUGCCUUCAGUAGGCUGCUAUAGAUUUCUCUGCUUUGUUUUGAAAGACUUUGGGUCUAAAGGUUAGACCACUGAACUGUUUUAAGCAAAGGAAAUGGUUUGCUAAGUUGUCUAUAUGAAAGCUUAAAUCUAUAUAUUUAAUUUAUGCGAUCGUAUGCGUCCACAAGCUACACAACAUCUACGAUGUCCGAGGGCAAUUUCACAACACAUUUACUUGAACAGUGCAGAUGCAAAGUUUAACAGGAUGACUGCACAAACGGCACACACUGUCCAUCUGUUAUCUAACUUUGCACCGCCACUGCUCUUCAAAAUAAAUGUUUUUGUAAGAUUGUCAGUGGAAGUUGUUAAAAGUAGUCCUUGUGCAUCUAGUUGUAUGGUUUGUUAAACUUCGCAAUCAUUGGUUUUUGUUUUGACAUUUUAAAGUGAAAAAUCCAAGUCCCCCGACUCAUUCUGUUACCACGGAAUUGCCCAUGACCAUAUGAUGAAAAUGAUAAUAAAUAAAUAUAUA
Molecule: messenger RNA, 1582 nt
Organism: Oncorhynchus mykiss (rainbow trout)
Lineage: Eukaryota; Metazoa; Chordata; Actinopteri; Salmoniformes; Salmonidae
Gene: tm2d2
Product: TM2 domain containing 2
Source: RefSeq, a predicted model, not a curated record